Messenger RNA from Cannabis sativa, 1750 nucleotides. RefSeq names its product vicianin hydrolase. Lineage: Eukaryota; Viridiplantae; Streptophyta; Magnoliopsida; Rosales; Cannabaceae. Gene Ontology annotation, biological process: carbohydrate metabolic process. The coding region runs from base 57 to 1580 and encodes 507 amino acids. Gene Ontology annotation, molecular function: beta-glucosidase activity. The record is from RefSeq and is a predicted model, not a curated record. The transcript is spliced from 13 exons.
GAAUGAGGGGUUUUAGUAUUUAAGGGAGUAGAGAACAUUAGCCAUUGGUAGCAAGCAUGGCAUUCCCUCUAAUUUUCUUCAUUGUUUUCUCUUUGGCUCUCUCUGAAGCCACUUCUUCUUCUACAAAGCCUGUUCCUUAUUCCCAACCUCUAAAUAAGACUAGUUUUCCAGAAGGGUUCAUUUUUGGAGCUGGAACUGCUGCUUAUCAGUCUGAAGGGGCAGCAUUCUUAGAUGGAAAGGGACCAAAUAUAUGGGAUGCGUUUACUCGCCAACAUCCAGAAAAAUUUUUGGAUCGUAGCAAUGGAGAUGUAGCUCUAGAUUUUUAUCAUCGUAAUAAGGAAGACAUCAAAUUGAUGAAGAAAGUUGGCUUGGAUUCCUUCAGAUUCUCUAUCUCUUGGUCAAGAAUAUUACCAAAGGGUAAACUCAGCGGAGGCGUUAAUCCACUUGGCGUUAAAUACUACAAUGACCUCAUCAACGAGCUUCUUGCCAAUGGAAUCACACCAUUUGUGACGUUAUUCCAUUUUGACACACCACUAGCACUUGAACAAGAAUAUGGCAGUUGGUUGAGCCCUAAAAUAGUGAAAGACUUCUCAGACUAUGCCAAUUUUUGUUUUAAGACAUUUGGGGAUCGUGUAAAAUUAUGGGUGACUAUGAAUGAACCCAAUGCAUUUACAAUCAAUGGUUAUACUUUCGGUACUUAUGCGCCUGGUCGAUGCUCUAACUACCUUGGAAAUUGCACAAUUGGUAACUCAGCAACUGAACCUUACAUUGUAGCUCACCAUUUGCUUCUUUCUCAUGCCACUGCCACAAAAUUGUAUAGGCAGAAAUACAAGCCUAACCAAAAGGGGAAAAUUGGAAUUACCAUAGUUACACAUUGGUUCGAGCCAAAAUACAAUACCACAGCUAAUCGAAAGGCAGCUUCUAGAGCCCUAGAUUUCUUGUUUGGAUGGUUUGCUCAUCCAGUUACUUUUGGACACUAUCCCCGAAGUAUAAGAUUAGCAGCGGGAAACAGAUUGCCCAAAUUCAGUAAAGAAGAAUCAAAGUUAUUAAAAGGGUCUAUUGAUUUUCUUGGGUUGAAUUAUUACACUACCAAUUAUGCAGAAAGUGCUCCUUUAACAACUGGUCGUAACGUUAGCUAUGUGGGAGAUCGACAAGUCACACUAACAACUGAUAAAAAUGGAAUUCCAAUUGGGACACCGACUGCAGUGGGCUGGAUUUUCAUAUAUCCACAGGGAUUCCGAAGGCUUUUGCUACAUAUAAAGGAUCAUUACAACAAUCCUGAAAUUUACAUUAAUGAAAAUGGACUGGCUGAUGCGAAUAACAACUCUUUGCCCAUUAAAGAAGCUCUCAAAGAUAGCUUGAGGAUUAAAUAUCUUCACGGCCAUCUCUCAUAUCUUUUGAAAGCAAUAGGGGAAGGGGUUAAAGUAAAGGGAUACUACGUUUGGACAUUUUGGGAUGACUUUGAAUGGGAUGCUGGCUAUACAGUCCGUUUUGGCAUAACUUACAUUGAUUUCAAGGAUAAUUUAAAAAGAUAUCUCAAAUAUUCUGCUUAUUGGUUGAAAAGGUUCCUCCUCCAUUAGUACCAUAACAUAUUCACUGUAGUGAGAGAAGCUUGUACUACAAUAAUAUUAAAUAAUUGUGAUCCAAUUGAUAAUGUACUUGGAAUAUCAUUGUUCACUUUCAUUUUCCAGUAUUAAGAAAUAAAGGGAACAAGGGGACAGAAUCGCUUUACCAUUCUGUCUUUAAUUUA